AUUCUCAGUUCACCUGUUCGAAUAACAAACAAUCGCAAUGGCCAAAUUCGCUUUCUUCGUCCUCUGCGCUCAGGCUCUCUUCAUCCAGAGCAUCUACUCCCAAUGCAUCCAGCAGCAGAGCGUCUACAACGGCGGGUGUUCCGGCGGCCUUCCCUCCAUCCCCUCCAUCCCGAUCAGUCAACCAGGGUGCGGCAUCAGCAACAUCGGCUACGGCAAUUUGGGCGGCCUUAGCAACAUCGGUGGCCUUAGCAAUCUGGGCGGCCUUAGCAACAUUAACGGCCUUAGCAAUCUGGGCGGCCUUAGCAACAUCGGCUACGCUUCCAACGCCAUCGUAUCCAAUGGCUACGGCUCCAACGCUAACGGAGGCUACGGUGGCUCUGGGUACGGUGAGAUCGUGGCUAUUGGGGACCUCGGCGUCGGUGGCCAGACCCUGGUGAAUGGCAACCUGCCGGCCAGCGGUAUUGCCACCUUCAAUGGCGCAGUCCCUGCUGGUGGAUACGUCACCAUCAUUGGCAGCAACCCCGGUAUCUGCAGCUGUCAGUGCCCCGGACUGUACUGAGGUGGAUUUGAGUUGCGACUUUGACAAUAAUAGAGCUACAAUAAUAAAUGAAUUU
Molecule: messenger RNA, 614 nt
Organism: Plutella xylostella (diamondback moth)
Lineage: Eukaryota; Metazoa; Arthropoda; Insecta; Lepidoptera; Plutellidae
Source: RefSeq, a predicted model, not a curated record